Dromaius novaehollandiae (emu) is the source of this 1418-nucleotide messenger RNA. RefSeq names its product chromobox 3 (gene CBX3). The transcript has 6 exons. Gene Ontology annotation, molecular function: chromatin binding. NCBI's taxonomy places the organism in Eukaryota, Metazoa, Chordata, Aves, Casuariiformes, Dromaiidae. The record is from RefSeq and is a predicted model, not a curated record. Bases 347 to 901 code for a protein of 184 amino acids. Gene Ontology annotation, cellular component: nucleus; pericentric heterochromatin. Gene Ontology annotation, biological process: negative regulation of transcription by RNA polymerase II; chromatin organization.
CGGGCGGGAGCAGAGCGCAGUGCCUGCGCGCGCCCCCGCCAUCUCCCCCUUUUGUCGGCGGGGUGGCCCCUUCCCCCUCCGCCCGGGUAGCAGGAAGUGAUAACUGCCCAGAUUUUGGCGCCAGCACCGAGACAUCACCGGGGUCCGAGAGCCAGCGGAGGGAGGCAGACUUCGCCGCAGCCUGCUCCGCUCUACCCCGCGCCGCGGACAGAAACCCAUCGGGCAAGCCACCCACUUAAGACUUUUUCUUUUCUCCUUCCUUCUUUCCUUCCCCCCCUUUUUCCUCUUUUCACCGGCUCCGCACACACCGCGACAAAGGUAAAAGCUCUGCAAGUCUGCAAUAAAAAUGGCCUCCAAUAAAACUACAUUGCACAAAAUGGGAAAGAAACAGAAUGGCAAAGGUAAAAAAGUGGAAGAGGCUGAGCCUGAAGAAUUUGUUGUGGAGAAAGUCCUGGACAGACGUGUUGUGAAUGGAAAGGUGGAAUACUACUUGAAGUGGAAAGGAUUUACGGAUGCUGACAACACGUGGGAGCCCGAAGAAAACUUAGAUUGCCCAGAGCUAAUCGAAGCUUUUCUGAACUCUCAGAAGGCUGGUAAAGAAAAAACAGAUGGUGCCAAAAGAAAGUCUUUGUCAGAUAGUGAAUCUGAUGAUAGUAAAUCAAAGAAAAAACGUGAUUCUGUUGAUAAACCAAGAGGGUUUGCAAGAGGUCUUGAUCCUGAGCGGAUAAUUGGGGCUACAGAUAGCAGUGGAGAGCUUAUGUUCCUCAUGAAAUGGAAAGACUCUGAUGAGGCAGAUCUGGUGCUGGCCAAAGAAGCUAACGUGAAGUGUCCUCAGAUCGUAAUCGCUUUUUAUGAAGAGCGACUAACUUGGCAUUCAUGCCCAGAAGAUGAAGCACAAUAAUUGUUUGCAUUGCUUUUUUAUAUAUAUGAAUAUUAAAACCCAAAAUUUGAUUUAUUAGCAAUGUGAGAAGCAUACAUUCUAACAAGAAUCAAAUUUGAUAUUUUUUUGAAGUAGUGUGUUUUGCAUCAACAGCAAGUAAAUAAAAGCUUUCUGCAACUUGUUUCAUUUAUCACAAGAGAGCAUUUGAUACUACUACUUCCUCCAUAUUAGGUAAAAGCUUUUAUAAAACAUUCAUAAACUUCCAUAGUUAUUACUGAAUCAUAAUGAAUGUCUAAACAACCUCACAGAUGUUUUGUAGUCUUCUAUACUAUUGAUGUGCAUGUAUCUUCUUUACCCAAACCUAGCCCUUUAAACUUGUAGAAUUAUUCUUUUUAGUAUUUGGGAUCACUUGGUUCCAAGAAGACCAGGUGAAAACUAACUUUGUAGUAAUUUGAAUGUUAUCAGACUGUAUAUUGUUUACUUUAUUGUAAAUACUGGUGAACAGUGGUCAAUAAAAUAGUUUUAUAUUCUUCCUUUA